Neoarius graeffei (lesser salmon catfish) is the source of this 1509-nucleotide messenger RNA. Its product is annotated as beta-1,3-galactosyltransferase 9. The record is from RefSeq and is a predicted model, not a curated record. Gene Ontology annotation, cellular component: membrane. The transcript is spliced from 3 exons. Gene Ontology annotation, molecular function: hexosyltransferase activity. The coding region runs from base 1 to 1509 and encodes 502 amino acids. Lineage: Eukaryota; Metazoa; Chordata; Actinopteri; Siluriformes; Ariidae.
AUGACCGGUGAAGGAACCAGGCAUGGGAGCAGAGGGAAGGGAUUGCCAAAGGUGUUGUUCGGCCUGUUUCUCCUCCCUCAGCCUGGUCCGUUCUUCCUCAAAGUGGCGGACUUUCUGGGAAACAAUCCGCCUCCAAUUCAUAUGGUCCUCGGAGAGGAUGUCAAGGUCAGCAGGAGAGAUGUUACAGGACUGCAGGGACUGCUUCAAGAAGUCCUUCCAACACUUCUUGGGUCUUCCAUGGGAGUGGGUCCCUUCUGUGAGUUCUCCGUAGAGGACCAUCCAGGGGCUCAGGCGAAUGCUGAAUAUAUCUGCGCACACACACGCAUGUACACACACACACAGGUAGACAGUCCAAGAAGGUCACGAAGAAACAGAGACAUAGAAGGAGAAAGUAUUUCUUCAUGGGACAUCAUGCGGGUCUGUGUAUUCAGGUUGCACACCCAUCAGUGGUGUUUCCUGCUCUGUAAUGUUGUGCUGUUCCAUGCGCUGUUGUUUGGUGGUGACAUUGUGGAAGAGUUCCUGCUCCAGUCUUCUCCAGCUGCUUAUACUGACCGUGCUGUACUUGAGCUCCGUGAGCGUGCACGCAAACUGGAUCUGAGUGGUACUAUGCCCAACUCCUCACAGAUUUACCCUAUUAACUUCAACCCCUGCCUUCAUCACCAAGACCUCCUUUUUCUCACUAUUGUGUUUAGUGGCCCAAAUAAUGCCAGCCAGAGAGAAGCAAUCAGAAGCUCAUGGGCCAAUCAGACAUUGGUGAAGGACGUGGCAGUACGAACCCUGUUCUUUCUAAACCCAUCCAUCUUGGAGACAGAGCAUCAGGUGGUGUGGGAAGAGGCUGUCCGUCAUGGUGACAUGGUACAGUGUGAAGGGCCUUUGUCACGCAAUCACUGGGGUCAGGUCAAACUAGCUCUGCAAUGGGUUCUGUUUUUCUGUCCUCAUGCCCGAUUUGUGGUUUUGACAGAGGAUUCAGUUUUUUUAAAUGUUCCAGCACUUGCCACCUACUUGCUUACUCUCCGUACACAUCCCGAUGAUCUGUACCUGGGCAGGGUCAUUCAUCAUGCUUCACCUGAACGAAACUUUAACAAACCCCAUUAUGUCUCCUUUCACCUCUACCCAGACAGGUCUUUCCCUGACUACUGCUCUGGCCCUGCCUUCCUCAUGUCACAGGACGUAGUGCGUAAAGUUCACGUGGCAUCUCAGGAUAUAGCUCUGGCCCUCCCAUCAGAUGUCUUAAUUGGUCUGUGUGCAAGAGCAGCAGGCAUUGUGGCUACCCAUAGCGCACGCUUUUCUGGAGAACGGCAUGUGCGCUACAACCCCUGCUGCUAUAACUUCCUGUUCAGCUCAGCCUCAGUGGAUGCAGAGCUGAUGCGCAUGGCCUGGAGAGAUUUGGGCAAGGGACGAGGGCGGCACUGUAGCAUGUUAGAAACGUAUUAUAGUUUGGUAGUAUGCAAGGCUAUGACUUACCUAAACAGUGUUAAUUUUCUCAGUGGUAACAACACAAAAGAUUGA